AUGCCAUUCACCUCCACAACUGGUCACCCCUCGGACUACGCCGUCCCAGCCUCCCGGGGGUGCGUGUGCGUGAGUGUGACCCAACAGCUCCUGAAACAGCUGCCCAGCGCGCCUGCAGUGCGGGAUGCCACGAACUGGGCCACCUGGGGCCGGCGGGGCCCGCGAGUGUCACCCACCACCCGCCGAGGGCCCAGCGCAAGGGCCUGGUGCGGGCCAGGCCCCCGAGUGUCACCCACCCACCACCCACCCGCCGAGGGCCUGGUGCGGGCCGGGCCCCCGAGUGUCACCCACCCACCCGCCGAGGGCCUGGGUGCGGGCCGGGCCCCCGAGUGUCACCCACCCACCCGCCGAGGGCCUGGGUGCGGGCCGGGCCCCCGAGUGUCACCCACCCACCACCCACCCGCCGAGGGCCGGGGUGCGGGCCAGGCCCCCGAGUGUCACCCACCCACCCGCCGAGGGCCUGGGUGCGGGCCGGGCCCCCGAGUGUCACCCACCCACCCGCCGAGGGCCUGGGUGCGGGCCGGGCCCCCGAGUGUCACCCACCCACCCGCCGAGGGCCUAGGUGCGGGCCAGGCCCCGAGUGUCACCCACCCGCCCGCCGAGGGCCUGGGUGCGGGCCGGGCCCCCGAGUGUCACCCACCCGCCCGCCCGCCGAGGGCCUGGGUGCGGGCCGGGCCCCCGAGUAUCACCCACCCGCCCGCCGAGGGCCUGGGUGCGGGCCGGGCCCCCGAGUGUCACCCACCCACCCGCCGAGGGCCUGGGUGCGGGCCGGGCCCCCGAGUGUCACCCACCCGCCCGCCCGCCGAGGGCCUGGGUGCGGGCCGGGCCCCCGAGUGUCACCCACCCACCGGCCGAGGGCCUGGGUGCGGGCCGGGCCCCCGAGUGUCACCCACCCACCCGCCGAGGGCCUGGGUGCGGGCCAGGCCCCGAGUGUCACCCACCCGCCCGCCGAGGGCCUGGGUGCGGGCCGGGCCCCCGAGUGUCACCCACCCACCACCCGCCCGCCGAGGGCCUGGGUGCGGGCCAGGCCCCGAGUGUCACCCACCCGCCCGCCGAGGGCCUGGGUGCGGGCCGGGCCCCGAGUGUCACCCACCCACCACCCGCCCGCCGAGGGCCUGGGUGCGGGCCAGGCCCCGAGUGUCACCCACCCGCCCGCCGAGGGCCUGGGUGCGGGCCAGGCCCCGAGUGUCACCCACCCACCACCUGCCCGCCGAGGGCCUGGGUGCGGGCCGGGCCCCCGAGUGUCACCCACCCACCCGCCGAGGGCCUGGGUGCGGGCCGGGCCCCGAGUGUCACCCACCCACCCGCCGAGGGCCUGGGUGCGGGCCGGGCCCCCGAGUGUCACCCACCCACCCGCCGAGGGCCUGGGUGCGGGCCAGGCCCCGAGUGUCACCCAUCCACCCGCCGAGGGCCGGGGUGCGGGCCGGGCCCCCGAGUGUCACCCACCCACCACCCGCCCGCCGAGGGCCUGGGUGCGGGCCGGGCCCCCGAGUGUCACCCACCCACCACCCGCCCGCCGAGGGCCUGGGUGCGGGCCGGGCCCCCGAGUGUCACCCACCCACCCGCCGAGGGCCUGGGUGCGGGCCGGGCCCCCGAGUGUCACCCACCCACCCGCCGAGGGCCUGGGUGCGGGCCGGGCCCCGAGUGUCACCCACCCGCCCGCCGAGGGCCUGGUGCGGGCCGGGCCCCGAGUGUCACCCACCCGCCCGCCGAGGGCCUGGUGCGGGCCGGGCCCCGAGUGUCACCCACCCGCCCGCCGAGGGCCUGGGUGCGGGCCGGGCCCCGAGUGUCACCCACCCACCACCCACCCGCCGAGGGCCUGGGUGCGGGCCGGGCCCCCGAGUGUCACCCACCCACCACCCGCCCGCCGAGGGCCUGGUGCGGGCCGGGCCCCGAGUGUCACCCACCCGCCCGCCGAGGGCCUGGUGCGGGCCGGGCCCCGAGUGUCACCCACCCGCCCGCCGAGGGCCUGGUGCGGGCCGGGCCCCGAGUGUCACCCACCCGCCCGCCGAGGGCCUGGUGCGGGCCGGGCCCCGAGUGUCACCCACCCGCCCGCCGAGGGCCUGGUGCGGGCCGGGCCCCGAGUGUCACCCACCCGCCCGCCGAGGGCCUGGGUGCGGGCCGGGCCCCGAGUGUCACCCACCCACCACCCACCCGCCGAGGGCCUGGGUGCGGGCCGGGCCCCGAGUGUCACCCACCCACCACCCGCCCGCCGAGGGCCUGGUGCGGGCCGGGCCCCCGAGUGUCACCCACCCACCCGCCGAGGGCCUGGGUGCGGGCCGGGCCCCCGAGUGUCACCCACCCACCACCCACCCGCCGAGGGCCUGGGUGCGGGCCGGGCCCCCGAGUGUCACCCACCCACCACCCACCCGCCGAGGGCCGGGGUGCGGGCCGGGCCCCGAGUGUCACCCACCCACCACCCACCCGCCGAGGGCCUGGGUGCGGGCCGGGCCCCCGAGUGUCACCCACCCACCACCCGCCCGCCGAGGGCCUGGUGCGGGCCGGGCCCCGAGUGUCACCCACCCGCCCGCCGAGGGCCUGGUGCGGGCCGGGCCCCGAGUGUCACCCACCCGCCCGCCGAGGGCCUGGUGCGGGCCGGGCCCCGAGUGUCACCCACCCGCCCGCCGAGGGCCUGGUGCGGGCCGGGCCCCGAGUGUCACCCACCCGCCCGCCGAGGGCCUGGUGCGGGCCGGGCCCCGAGUGUCACCCACCCGCCCGCCGAGGGCCUGGUGCGGGCCGGGCCCCGAGUGUCACCCACCCGCCCGCCGAGGGCCUGGUGCGGGCCGGGCCCCGAGUGUCACCCACCCGCCCGCCGAGGGCCUGGGUGCGGGCCGGGCCCCGAGUGUCACCCACCCACCACCCACCCGCCGAGGGCCUGGGUGCGGGCCGGGCCCCGAGUGUCACCCACCCACCACCCGCCCGCCGAGGGCCUGGGUGCGGGCCGGGCCCCCGAGUGUCACCCACCCACCACCCACCCGCCGAGGGCCGGGGUGCGGGCCGGGCCCCGAGUGUCACCCACCCACCACCCACCCGCCGAGGGCCUGGGUGCGGGCCGGGCCCCCGAGUGUCACCCACCCACCACCCGCCCGCCGAGGGCCUGGUGCGGGCCGGGCCCCGAGUGUCACCCACCCGCCCGCCGAGGGCCUGGUGCGGGCCGGGCCCCGAGUGUCACCCACCCGCCCGCCGAGGGCCUGGUGCGGGCCGGGCCCCGAGUGUCACCCACCCGCCCGCCGAGGGCCUGGUGCGGGCCGGGCCCCGAGUGUCACCCACCCGCCCGCCGAGGGCCUGGUGCGGGCCGGGCCCCGAGUGUCACCCACCCGCCCGCCGAGGGCCUGGUGCGGGCCGGGCCCCGAGUGUCACCCACCCGCCCGCCGAGGGCCUGGUGCGGGCCGGGCCCCGAGUGUCACCCACCCGCCCGCCGAGGGCCUGGGUGCGGGCCGGGCCCCGAGUGUCACCCACCCACCACCCACCCGCCGAGGGCCUGGGUGCGGGCCGGGCCCCGAGUGUCACCCACCCACCACCCGCCCGCCGAGGGCCCAGCGGCCGGCCUGGUGCGGGCAGGUCGGGGCGGCGGCGUGUUUAUGA
Dipodomys spectabilis (banner-tailed kangaroo rat) is the source of this 3585-nucleotide messenger RNA. Its product is annotated as proline-rich extensin-like protein EPR1. The transcript has a single exon. The coding region runs from base 1 to 3585 and encodes 1194 amino acids. Lineage: Eukaryota; Metazoa; Chordata; Mammalia; Rodentia; Heteromyidae. The record is from RefSeq and is a predicted model, not a curated record.